Molecule: messenger RNA, 829 nt
Organism: Cynara cardunculus var. scolymus (artichoke)
Lineage: Eukaryota; Viridiplantae; Streptophyta; Magnoliopsida; Asterales; Asteraceae
Product: transcriptional activator Myb-like
Exons: 1
Coding region: 29-709 (226 amino acids)
Biological process (GO): regulation of DNA-templated transcription
Cellular component (GO): nucleus
Molecular function (GO): RNA polymerase II cis-regulatory region sequence-specific DNA binding; DNA-binding transcription factor activity, RNA polymerase II-specific
Source: RefSeq, a predicted model, not a curated record
ACUUCAAUCCAAAAUAAAUAUAAUUAUAAUGGAAGCUUUCAUUAAUCGCUGCUCAUCUUCCUCCUCUGAUCAUUCGUCUUCUUCAGAUUCUUCUCACAAAACCCUAAAACCCAACAAACUUCAUGCUACCAUUAAAGGUCCAUGGAGCAGUGAGGAAGACAAGAUCCUUACACGAUUUGUUCAGCGCUACGGCCCUCGGAACUGGUCGCUUAUUAGCAAAUACAUCAAGGGUCGCUCCGGUAAGUCUUGUAGGCUCCGGUGGUGCAACCAGCUCAGCCCCAAUGUCGAGCAUCGGCCGUUUUCUCCGGCUGAGGAUCAGACCAUUUUAGCCGCCCAUGCUCAGUAUGGGAACCGAUGGGCCACCAUUGCUCGCUUGCUCGUAGGUAGGACUGAUAAUGCGGUUAAGAACCAUUGGAACUCUACUUUGAAGAGAAGACAUCAAUCCGCCGUGUCGGAACGGGAGGUAUUGGGGGACGACGGUGGUGAUUUCAAGAUGAUCAGUUUGAGUACAAAUUUUCCGACAUCGGGAUCUCUGGCAGCCGAUGAGUAUGAUCCGAUGACCACGUUGUCGUUGGCGCCGCCGGGGAUGAGGGAGAGUAGAAGGGAGAGUUUUCCGGCAGGGUUUUGGGAUGUGAUGAAGGAUGUGAUCGCUAAGGAGGUUAGGGAGUAUGUAACGACGUCGUUCCCUGACACUUCUGGGUUUCAAUAACAAUUUCUUUGCAUUUUAUUUUUAUUUUUUUAUUUUAUAUUUGCAAUUAAAUGUUGGUGACACUACUUAUUCAAAGUGUAAUUUUGUUAAUACUUUUUCAUGUUACCAAAUAUUUAUGUA